Messenger RNA from Dendrobium catenatum, 1941 nucleotides. Its product is annotated as serine/threonine-protein kinase SAPK7. Gene Ontology annotation, molecular function: protein serine/threonine kinase activity; ATP binding. Lineage: Eukaryota; Viridiplantae; Streptophyta; Magnoliopsida; Asparagales; Orchidaceae. The transcript has 9 exons. Gene Ontology annotation, biological process: intracellular signal transduction; protein phosphorylation. The coding region runs from base 433 to 1596 and encodes 387 amino acids. The record is from RefSeq and is a predicted model, not a curated record.
AAAAAUCACGCUUGCUUUGUUUUGUAGUUUUUAGAGCGAAUCUCUUCUACAUAAAUAAACUUCUUAUUUCUAGUAGACAAAAUUUGGCUCCUCUGCUAUAAACUUUCUGUUGAAUUCGUAGCUCUCUGUGACGGACUCGGUGGUUCAAAUGUUCAUUUGCAGAAAAAGCUUCUGAAAGAGAGAGAGUCAGAGAAUAAAAACCAUCUUAUUCCUAUCCGAAUCUCUGGGGCCGAUCGCCACUGCGGGGUCUGCGUCCUUUGCCGACAUGAAUUCCGGCGAUCUUUGCCAUCCCCGUUCUCUUUUACAUGAUUUUGUCCAUCAUACCCGCGAAAACAGUUUGUAUUAAAAGAAGGCGCGCAGAGAGGAAUUCAGAAAUCCUCGUUGCUCUGGAAUCAGACAUCCGAAAGGAAAGCGAAGGGGCGAUCGAAUGAGAUGGAGAAGUACGAGAUGGUGCGCGAUAUUGGAUCUGGAAACUUUGGAGUUGCGAUGCUGAUGAGGAACAAGGAGACGAAGGAGCUCGUUGCCGUCAAACAUAUUGAACGAGGGCAUAGGAUCGACGAGAAUGUGGCAAGGGAGAUUAUUAAUCAUCAUUCGCUCCGCCACCCUAAUAUAAUCCGAUUCAAGGAGGUGGUUCUGACGCCAACGCAUCUCGCGAUCGUAAUGGAGUACGCCGCUGGUGGAGAACUUUUCGAGCGGAUCUGUAACGCCGGUAGAUUUAGCGAGGACGAGGCGAGAUAUUUCUUCCAGCAACUCAUCUCAGGCGUCAGCUACUGCCAUCAAAUGCAAAUAUGCCAUCGAGAUUUAAAGCUGGAGAACACUCUCCUCGAUGGAAGCCCUGCUCCGCGCCUCAAGAUUUGUGAUUUCGGAUAUUCCAAGUCUUCAGUCCUGCAUUCUAGGCCGAAGUCCACGGUUGGCACACCGGCUUACAUCGCGCCGGAGAUUUUAUCCCGGCGAGAAUAUGAUGGCAAGCUGGCGGAUGUAUGGUCUUGUGGUGUCACUCUAUACGUGAUGCUUGUAGGAGGCUAUCCCUUUGAAGACCCAGAAGACCCUAAGAAUUUCAGGAAGACAAUACAGAGAAUAAUGUCAGUUCAGUACACCAUACCCGACUAUGUCUAUAUUACACAGAACUGCAGACAAUUACUUGCCCGUAUCUUUGUCGCCAGCCCAAGCAGAAGAAUAAGGAUGAAUGAAAUAAAGAACCAUCCAUGGUUCCUGAAGAACUUGCCAAGAGAGCUGACAGAAACUGCCCAAGCUGCGUACUUUAAGAGGGAUAAUAACACUCCGACCUUUUCUCUCCAGGCAGUGGAAGACAUAAUGAAGAUUGUGCGUGAGGCCAGAACCCAGUUACCAUCUUCAAAGUCUAUAUUGGGCUAUGGCUGGCCUGUAGAUGAUGAAGAGGAAGAGGAAGAUUAUGAGGAACUAGAGGAAGAAGAAGAGGAGGAAGACGAAGAUUAUGAAGAAACUAUUACAAAAGCCUCUAUUGCAUAUUCUAAUGAUGCCCCUGCAUCUUCUUCCAGAAGCAGAGAAUCUCCUCCUGUUGGCGCCAAUAGGUUAAAUUCUGAAGAAUUCCUUAGCUACGACUUUGAUUUCCAAUGAAUUUGGAUCUAUUAGUGGAGAGAUUAUUACGUUGAGUCGUCCGGAGGACAAUUAGGAUGUUCUACAUCACCUGAUACACUGCGGUAUACAACAACAAUACACAACGUAUUGGUUAUGUGGCGUGUUCUGAUUGGUCUCCUGACGACAUCCGAUAACCGAAUGUAAUAAUUUCGCCUCUUCUUGAUGCGGGUAUGGAUUUCGGUGGCUGCUAUCUUUAUUAUAGUUUUAUAAAAUAGUUUUCUAUAGUUUUGUACAUAGUUCAAACACUAUUUUAACAUGGAUUUGAUAGCACGAAUAUAUUAUCGCAUGGAGGCCUUGCUUUUGUAGCAUUAUCUUAAUAAAAGA